Messenger RNA from Cricetulus griseus (Chinese hamster), 1119 nucleotides. NCBI's taxonomy places the organism in Eukaryota, Metazoa, Chordata, Mammalia, Rodentia, Cricetidae. The record is from RefSeq and is a predicted model, not a curated record.
CAUCGCCCAAGGCCUCAUUCGAGCAGGCAAAGUGGAAGCUAAGCAAGUGCUGGCCAGUGCACCAACAGACAGGAAUCUCUGUCACUUCAGGGCUCUGGGUUGUCAGACUACUCACUCCAACCAGGAAGUGCUGCAGAACUGCUCACUUAUCAUCUUUGCCACCAAGCCUCAAGUUCUGCCAGAUGUUCUGGCAGAAGUGGCUCCUGUAGUCACCACUGAGCACAUUGUGGUGUCUGUGGCUGCUGGGGUGUCUCUGAGUUCUCUGGAGGAGCUGCUGCCCCCGAAAACAAGAGUGUUGCGAGUCUCUCCCAAUCUACCUUGCAUAGUUCAGGAGGGGGCCAUGGUGAUGGCACGGGGCCACCAUGCUGGGAAUGACGACGCUGAGCUCCUACAGAACUUGCUGGAGGCCUGUGGACAGUGCAUAGAGGUUCCUGAGUCCUAUGUAGAUAUCCAUACUGGCCUCAGUGGCAGUGGUGUGGCCUUUGUGUGCACAUUCUCAGAGGCCCUGGCUGAAGGUGCCAUCAAGAUGGGCAUGCCCAGUGGCCUGGCCCACCGCAUUGCUGCCCAGACUCUGCUGGGAACUGCCAAGAUGCUGCAGCAGGAAGGGAAGCACCCAGCCCAGCUUCGGACUGAUGUGCUCACACCAGCUGGAACCACCAUCCAUGGACUUCACGCCCUAGAGCAGGGGGGUCUUCGAGCAGCUGCCAUGAGUGCAGUGGAAGCGGCUACCUGCCGGGCUAAGGAACUCAGCAAGAAGUAAGCCAGGUUCCAAGUGAGACUAUAAGACUAUAAGACAUUCAGUGAAGGAAGCAGGGGAUGCUGAGUCAUUUGAUCCUCAUCUGUGAUUCCAGCUCCUCCCUCCUCCACCUCUCAGCCAGUUGUAAUUGUGUUCCAAUUGCACAUUGCCUCAUGGUCUCAGGAGGUGGUAGAGUAUGUAGCCUGUGGAAGAUUAACUGAAGCAGGAAAGGUUUCCGUCUUUGCAGACAUGGGGGACAUCAUCAUCCAUGCUGGCAUGAGGUGUUUUCAUGGUGUGGCUGCUUUGGGGUCACCCACAGUCCUGAAAGCAACACCCACCCAUGCUCUGUAAGCCCAAUAAACUCAUUGGUUCCCCAAGUUGGA